Messenger RNA from Racocetra persica, 786 nucleotides. Lineage: Eukaryota; Fungi; Glomeromycota; Glomeromycetes; Diversisporales; Gigasporaceae. The record is from the annotation of a GenBank genome assembly.
AUGCCAAAAAGUGAAGAAGAAAAAAUCCAAGAAUGCUACGAAAUUCUGGGAAUAGACAAAACGGCUUCCAAAGAGGAAAUUAAAAAGGCUUAUCGGAAAUUAGCCCAAGAAUACCAUACCGACAAAAUCCUUAAUUUCGCCAAAAAAUCCGGAAAAUGUCAUGAAGAGGAAGGCGGCAAAAAGUGUGGUUCCUUAGAAUAUGACCGCAGAUAUCAUUGUAGUGACGAGUGUCGGCAAUUUUUCGCCGAACACGAGGAAAAAUUUAAACAGGCCACAAAAGAACUAAAAAGAACCAGACAGGUCGUAGCCGAGAACAUUAAAGAACAAUUAAACAGCACCGGAGUUUCUUUAGAAAAAAUUGACGAGCAGGACCGACUAAAUUUACUAACUGGUUAUCGUGCUAAUUAUCAAGAAAUACUUGCUUUUGGGGAAAGGUUUAAGAUUUUUAUUGAUAAUCUUGCCCGUUUUGGCACAACUUAUAGUGAGUGGAAACCAGAAUUUAAGGAGCCUGAGCCAAAUCCAAAAAAUUUUUUUUCUGAUAAUGAAAAAGGUCGGAAAUUAAAAGCAGAGAUGGGGGUUAAAUUAGCAAAAAUGUCCUGGGCCGAAGAAGAAAAACGCAAACAACUAGUAGCCCGAGUAGAGAUAAGAAAAGAAUUACUUGAAGUAGAUAAUUUUUUCUCCCAAGUUAUGGCCGCCAUUCCCGGAGCCUUGGAAAGGUUGAAAAAAAGCGAAGAAGAAUUAAGCGAAACCGCUAGUCAAAUUUCGCCGACUGUUCCAACCAGUUCC